Drosophila rhopaloa is the source of this 2370-nucleotide messenger RNA. Its product is annotated as mitochondrial intermediate peptidase. The record is from RefSeq and is a predicted model, not a curated record. Gene Ontology annotation, biological process: peptide metabolic process. The transcript has 3 exons. Gene Ontology annotation, molecular function: metalloendopeptidase activity. Lineage: Eukaryota; Metazoa; Arthropoda; Insecta; Diptera; Drosophilidae. Gene Ontology annotation, cellular component: mitochondrion. Bases 207 to 2306 code for a protein of 699 amino acids.
AUCUGGAUACUAGGCUUUAGUGAUAACACGCAGUGUGAACCCAGCCUUAAGCACUGGAUACUUUUUAAAUUAAUGGUAUUUCUUGACACUGACAUGGUAUUUACUUUUGGGGUGGAUGGCGCGGUCACUCUGUAGGCAGCUGAUUGCCUAAGAAAUCUUCCCAACAUAAACAAGGAAUUUGAGUGAUCCACCUUAAAUCAAGAAUCAUGCUUAAACUGAGUCGUACCCUGCUGCGAUGGCGACACCGCCACCGGAGCCGCUUGGUCUCCACGUGGACGCCGCUGGCCACAGCCUUUAAUUCCCCUCCUGCCAGGCGGAUCAACUUCACCCGCGACGAAGUGGGACUCUUUCGCAUCCCGGAACUGCGAAGCUUCGAGGGCUUCUACUUGUUACGCGACAAUGCGGAAAGCCGGACGCAGGAGCUCAUCUCGGAGGCCAUCUCCGAGCAGCGGGAGCGGAAGAUGGUAGACAUUUUCGACGAGCUUUCCGACUCAUUGUGCAAGGUGGCGGACCUAGCAGAGUUCGUUCGGAUCGCACAUCCUCAGAGCAAGUACACCCAAGCGGCGGAGCAGGCCUGCAUCAGCAUUUGCGGUGUGGUGGAAAGCCUUAACACUCAUAAGCCCAUCUACCAGGCACUAAGCCAUGUGGUAGAGCAUGGGGACAAGCUGCCAACCAGUGAGGUGGAUAAACAUGUAGCCAAACUAUUUCUUUUCGACUUCGAACAGUGCGGCAUCCACUUGCCUGAGAAGGAGCGCCUGCGGGUCGUUCGUCUCAAUGACUACAUUCUUCAGCUGGGCCAGAAGUUCAUGAGUGGCGCCGUCCAGCCCAGUGUUCUCCCGCGCAGCCUCGUCCCGGAGGCUAUUCGUAACUACUUUCCGACAUCCGGCGACAAUGUUAUUAUUACAGGACUGUGCACAAACGCGGAGAACGUGCAGAUACGGGAGGCCGCCUACCGGCUCUACCUGCAACCUUCCGACAGCCAAGAGGAUCUGCUGCGGGACCUUCUGCUUUGCCGGCACGAGUUGGCCCGCAGCUGUGGCUUCAAGACGUAUGCCCAUCGAGCCCUCAAUGGUAGCACCAUGGAAAGACCCGAAGUGGUCCACGACUUCAUAGACGAGCUGUCGGAGAAAUUACGACCGCGCGCUGAAGCCGACUUUGCUAAGAUGACUCAGAUGAAACGCCGAGAGGGCGGUCAGGUGAGCGCCAUGGCCGAGGUUUGGGAUACGCCGUAUUUUACUACCCAGAUGAGAAGGCAAUCACUCGAGGAGCAGGCCAACGAAUUUCUUCCAUACUUUUCGCUUGGUGGCUGCAUGGAAGGACUGAAUAACCUGCUGCAGUCGCUCUAUGGGGUCCGUUUGGAGAACGCCGAGAUGGAGCCAGGCGAGUCCUGGUACAACGACAUCUACAAGCUGUCUGUAGUGCACGAGAGAGAAGGACUUCUGGGCUACAUCUACUGUGACUUCUUUGAACGCACAGGCAAGCCCAACCAAGACUGCCACUUCACCAUCAAGGGAGGCAAGCUUCUGCCGGACGGUUCCUACCAGCUGCCCGCUGUGGUGGUCAUGCUGAGUCUAGCGCAGCCGCGCUGGAGCGGGCCGACCCUGCUGUCUCCGGCACGAGUUGACAAUUUAUUCCACGAGAUGGGUCACGCCAUGCACUCGAUGCUAGCUCGUACCGAGCACCAACACGUGACGGGUACGCGCUGUUCCACGGACUUUGCCGAAGUCCCAAGCGUACUCAUGGAGUACUUCGCCGGUGAUCCGCGCGUGCUGCGAACCUUCGCCCGCCACUUUCAAACUCACGAACCCAUUUCGGAAGACAUGCUGAGGAGACUGUGUGCCUCUAAGCACCUGUUUGCUGCCAGCGAGACGCAGCUCCAGGUAUUCUACUCAGCCCUGGACCAGGAGUACCACGGAGCAGGGGCGCGGCAGGGUGGUAGCAGCACAGAAACUCUACGCUCCGUGCAGAACCGCUACUACGGCCUACCCUAUGUAGAGAACACGGCGUGGCAGCUGCGCUUCUCCCAUCUUGUGGGCUACGGAGCCAAAUACUACGCCUACCUUGUUUCGAAAACAAUCGCCUCCUGGAUCUGGCAGACGUACUUUGAAGCGAACCCCUUCAACAGACAGGCGGGCGAGAAGUACCGAGCCGAAAUCCUGGCCCACGGAGGAGCCGUCCCCAGCCGGAAGCUGGUAGCAAACUUCCUGCAGCGCGAAAUGACGCCAACCGUGCUGGCCGACAGCCUGAUCACUGAGAUUGACACCGACGAGUCAAAAAUCAAAGAGCUGAUGGUCAGCAGAUGUUAAUACUCUUCACACCCUUUCAAUUGUAUAUAUGUCUUCUCUUAUUAAUUAACUUUAAUUGCCUUUU